AUGGAAUGUCCGACGGACCUAAGUGGCGGCUGCGUCCCUAGUGGAUGGAUCUGUGAUGACUUUCAGGACUGUUUCGAUGGGAAAGACGAACAAGGGUGUGCCCAAGGUGUGCCCAAACACUGCUUCUUCACCUGCCGUAACAACGUCACCUGUCUGCCGUCACGUCAGCUGGGGGACGGACAUCAGGACUGUGCUGACGGGGAGGACGAAAGACCCAGACAUGUUGAAGACGCUCUGUGGCACAGGUGGCACACUUGCAACUACAACUGUUUGUCCGUCUACGGCAACGCGUCAUGCGUCCCUGCCGUAUUCACUUGUGACGGAGAAGCGGACUGUUUGAAGGAAGAAGACGAAGAGGGCUGUGACGUAGAAGAUACAGUGAGGCGGGGUUGUUUGACAUACUUCUGUCCCCUGCCCGGUCAGCUGGACCCGAUCUGUGUGCCAGCUCACCAGAUCUGCGACGGUUAUCCGGAUUGUGCCUCAGGGGAGGACGAGCAGGGGUGUGGCUACGCGGAAGGCGUGCCCACUCAACCCAACAUCACAGCGAGCGUCGGUCCAUCGACUGAUGGGGUGGGCCAAGAACUGACCGGGGAGCCCACACGUGGUCAAGAGACACAGGAAAGACCAACUGCAGAACCAACAG
Branchiostoma floridae (Florida lancelet) is the source of this 643-nucleotide messenger RNA. Its product is annotated as low-density lipoprotein receptor class A domain-containing protein 3-like. Gene Ontology annotation, cellular component: plasma membrane. Lineage: Eukaryota; Metazoa; Chordata; Leptocardii; Amphioxiformes; Branchiostomatidae. The transcript has 3 exons. Gene Ontology annotation, molecular function: protein binding. The record is from RefSeq and is a predicted model, not a curated record. The annotation marks the transcript as partial.